GUAUACUUUAUAAACCUAAUAUCCACAAUCUUUAAACUGUAAUUCUAUGCAGAUUAAAUAGAUACUAUCUAGUAUUCAGCAUAAAAGAGAUGUCUUGAACAAAAUGAGGAAAAUUUAAGAAGGAAAUAUUUAUUAUACAUAACUCAUGUAAAGCGAUUUGCUGAAGUUGUAUUACUACAAUAGCAAAUGCAUUCUCAGUGGGUAAUUCAGCGAAGAAUAUACUCAAUAAGAAAUCAUUUUUGUUAGCAGAACUCAAAUAUACUUCUUUCGUGUACAAAUAUUGUAUUAGACCAAGUUGGAAGAAAUCUUUAUCAGAUUGUUUAAUUACUUUUCACGAUAUAAAAAUUUAAAGUAUAAAGAAGAUUUAUAAACGAAAUAACGAAAUUUAUAACAGAGAUAUACGAUGUUGGUGAACCUAUUUUUUCUCUCUGCGAUUAUGUGUCUAAUGAAAACUUCAUUUCAAAAUGAUGAAACGACUAUUCAAAUAAAUAAACCAGAAGUUUUAUUGGAUCCAUCUUUGCAAGAUAGGACAAAAAGCAAACUAAAAAUAUCUAUAAAAAAUGAUUUACUUUAUAAAAACAUUACAACACCUUCAUACACUACCACGGUAUUUCUCUAUUCAAAGCUUGGAUAUUAUUUAACAAUAAACGAAAGUGGAAACAUUAUGGGAACACUGGAUACUAAAUCACGUGAUAUUUUUUUUGAAGUCGAGUCAUACGGAGUGUAUUUCAAAAGGUUUCGAAAACCAAACUCAUGGUAUAUAGCUAUUGACAAACUUGGAAUUAUAAAAACAAGGAAACAAGGAAGAAAAGAUACAUUAUUUCGGGUCAUGUAUAACGAUGCAGGCUGGGCUUAUUUUCAAAAUGAUGCAACAGGUUUUGUGCUUGGUUUGCAACAAAACGGAAAACCAAAAAAUAAAAUAGCUAACGUCACAUUACGGAAUCGAAAGAAAACUCAUUUUCUAAUUCUAACACGACCAGUGCUCCAACCAUUAUCAACAAUUCGUUGAUGAUUUUCUAAACCUUUUUUCUGUAUAAUAUAGAGUAAUCAACAAAAAUAUUUUUUUAAAUCAAUCAAUAAAAUUGUAAAUAUA
Molecule: messenger RNA, 1093 nt
Organism: Hydra vulgaris (swiftwater hydra)
Lineage: Eukaryota; Metazoa; Cnidaria; Hydrozoa; Anthoathecata; Hydridae
Molecular function (GO): growth factor activity
Source: RefSeq, a predicted model, not a curated record